CAUGUCUUGGGCUAUAUCAUUCCCUCCCUUUCUACCGUAGAUGGUAAUCUGAAUGCUUUUCCAGAAAUGAUACUCUUGAAAGAAGACUCAACGAUUCACUAGCUUUGCUCACCCAUGUGGCAUGCCGGUAGUGUCUUCACUGACCACUCCUUCGGAGCGUUGAGAAUGGACUGAACCAAUCUACUGCGCACCGUUCAUUUGGGCAGUCGCAACACUGUCUUAAUCUAGUCGACGCGGCCUAACCAAGAAAGCAGCUCUCAGUUAUUUGACCUACAGCAGCCUCGACGGAGGAGGCACUAUUACCAACGCACUUGCAGAAGACAAUCAUUUUGACCUCGACUAUCCUCAAAUUCCUCUAGAUCUCUCCCUUGAGUCCCUACUUGCUCACUCUCAACCCAGCCUCCCAUCGUCCCAAAUCAUGCCGGCCUCCGAAGCGAAUUCGUCCUCUCUCAGUGAUAGCUGGGCAUCCCUCACCGACAUUGAAUCCUCGAACGAGGAUGAUCUCAGAUCUGAACAUACCGACGUGGGGUCUCUGCUGGACGUUCACAGCUCAGAUGAUGUCCAGAGUGUCACGGAAGGCCUCGACCCAAGUGAAGGAGAAGCCACUGAUGAGGAGGAUGUUGGAGACACAUCUACAGUAGACCUAAGCUGCCCGGGUGUUCUCAGAUCAUCGGCACAGCGAGAUGCUAUUGUCGAUUUGCAACACGUCCACGCCACGCAGACAAGCCAAGAUGAGAAAAACAACGAACCCACUGGCUAUCCUCCUGUACAUGUUCACACCACUACCAGACCACUCAUGAAGGAUGAGGCCCGCAAAGUCAGCCAGCAUCUUGAUCCAGAGCAUCGAUCCACAGGUUACAUUAGCGUCAUGAGAAUGACUCUCCUGGAAGACGGACUGGACGUGAAUACUCUUGACUACUUCAAGGUUGUCCUCCUCGGCAGACACGUCGACCAAUUUCGGCCUGAAAUCCAGAGAAAGCUCGGAGAUGCAUUGGUGUCACGGAGAGUCACCAGUGAUACCAGACGAACGUCGACCUCGAGGUUUCAUCUUGUGCCAAAUUCCUUUGGUCCUGGUGCGGAACCAGACUUCGCCGACCUAGUGGCCAUUGACAAGCAGAUCGAUUUUGAUUGUUAUGAUACGGUUGAGGAGCAUGGUACGCUAGGUCCUGACUCAACCUUGAUUUUGAAGAACAGUCAGACAGGUUCAGAGGUCGUUUCCGAAUGGAACGGUCACACACACUUGGUUGCCAACCCGCGCUGGGCACCUCCUGACCUUGCAGUCGUCUGUGUGCACCUUGAUAAGAAGCAACGAAUGGAUGAGGAGAGUCACGCGUUGCUGAAGUUCGUCACUCGCCACGGCAUUGCAAGUAUUGUGGUUCGAAUGGACCGGCAUUGGUUUGGCGAGUAUUGCGACAGUAUUUGGAAAGCAGACUCGCUCCACGAGGCUAUCGAGGCAGUGAGCAUGCCUAUGUCUUAUGCCAACGAAGUCUUCACGAAGUUGCCUGUGGACAUGGCUGCCUUCCUGAACCUUGACGCUGCUGCACUUAACAAGCAUAUCGCUCUCAUUACUUCCAACAACGCAGAAAACCUUACCAAAGAGCCAGCUACUGAGGUCAGUAUCUUGGAUAAGGUCCCCGAAAAGCACUCAUAUGGUCCGAGGUUGGUCCUGUCACCCAAUAUUGCUUUCAUCAAGAACAUGCUCCUUGUUCUCUGGGUUAUCGGCGUCUACAUAUUCCUCGGCGCUCAUAUGUGGCCUGUGGUCUAUGACACCCUUUCCAAUACCCCCGGUCAUACGGCGAAGGAGGCUGCAGCGGAUCCUGCAAGCCAACCUCAGACCUGGACAUCUGAGAUACAAUCCACGCCUUCCUCAGUCUCGCCCGAGUCUACUGUUAGCGCGCUUCAAGUUGGCCAGCAAAACCUUGCAAUUGUUUCCGUCAGUGUGGUGCCUUCUAUAGCAGAAGACGCCAUACAUUUCCAGGUCGGCGUUGCCGGUGACCAUCAACUGGUGGUCAGACUGCCAAAAGUUGCUACCAAUCGAAAGAAGCGGUCGCCGCUGACAGUUGGGCUGAAGAGAAACAAUCGUCCAAUUUCGGUUGGGAUACACGAACUUUUCGCUGGCGUGUACAGCAUUCAGCUCCAACCUCGAGACGCUUGGGGAGAUGUCCAGGUCCAUCUAUCCAUGACUGAUCCUGAUCUGAGUGAGUCUCUGACCGUCUCAUUUGGAGAUCGUUCAUGGAUGGGCCAUCUGCAACUGAAGGGUACUUUUGACAUGGUUGAGAAGCAGUUCCAUGACGCUAUGGCGGCGCUGUCCAAACAGCCCGAGACUCUCCUCCAAGGCCUUGCUCAAAACAUGCGCAGCAUUGAGGGAGAGAUCAAGGAGAUUGUGGAUGCGAGUAUAUCACCUCUGAAGGUGCACGUCAUGAGAAGAGCACGUGCUCUCCAGGCCGAAAUCCAUGAACUUGCAGAGACAGGAACUCUUCGGAGCAAGGAGGCCUUGAUACAAUUCUCAAAUAGGGUAUCAGGCGUACAGUUGGCGGUGUCUGAACUGUUCGCAGCUCUGGACACAACUGCACUAAAGCCACAGUUGCAUAAGACUGUGGUUAUCGAGAAGUUAUCGACUGCGCAAGAACGAGCACGACAGAUCGUCUCCAAUGCUAAAGGACAGUUGAGAUCGAAAAAUGGACAGCGGAGUUGAACGUCUACCAGGACAUGACUGCACGAGGGGAUUCGGACUAGGAAUAAUGGUGUUUGAGGUGUUUGAGUGCAUGGACUCGGCAGGCAAAGCACGCGCAUCAUGCAUUGGGUAAGAGGCGCCAGGCUCUCGUGGGGUGUCAAGGUUGUUGAUGUUGAGAUUACAUUAUACCCGCAUGAGAUAGCUUUCGGCAGAAACAUGAGAUAAUCGGUCAUUGGUUGAAGCUGAAAAUGAGAUCUCUCGUUGUGAACGGGGAUCAGAGGUUGAUAUACCACAG
Exophiala xenobiotica is the source of this 2969-nucleotide messenger RNA. RefSeq lists its product as uncharacterized. The record is from RefSeq and is a predicted model, not a curated record. The coding region runs from base 419 to 2695 and encodes 758 amino acids. NCBI's taxonomy places the organism in Eukaryota, Fungi, Ascomycota, Eurotiomycetes, Chaetothyriales, Herpotrichiellaceae. The transcript is spliced from 2 exons.